Messenger RNA from Saccostrea echinata, 2430 nucleotides. Its product is annotated as succinate dehydrogenase [ubiquinone] flavoprotein subunit, mitochondrial-like. NCBI's taxonomy places the organism in Eukaryota, Metazoa, Mollusca, Bivalvia, Ostreida, Ostreidae. Gene Ontology annotation, molecular function: electron transfer activity; succinate dehydrogenase (quinone) activity; flavin adenine dinucleotide binding. Bases 41 to 2083 code for a protein of 680 amino acids. The transcript is spliced from 16 exons. Gene Ontology annotation, biological process: mitochondrial electron transport, succinate to ubiquinone; tricarboxylic acid cycle. The record is from RefSeq and is a predicted model, not a curated record.
GUUAUAAAACAAUGUUUUGUAAUGGGUAUAUUGAACAUAUAUGCGCAUGCUCGGAGGUCAGAAGAACAUAAGAUUUCCGGGGAGAAGGAUGGCAUCGGCUCUAAAGUUAUCAGGAACUAUUAUGCAGAAAUCAGCAUUAACGAACCUUCUAACGAAGGUAGUUAAACCAGUCACAGCCUCUGGAUCUAGGGAUUUUCAUUUCAAAUUUCAAAGGACAAACCAGUCUUCAACAUCAGGGGACAAGAUCUCAAAGCAGUAUCCUGUAAUUGACCACACUUUUGAUGCUGUGGUUGUUGGUGCAGGAGGAGCUGGACUAAGGGCAGCUUUUGGAUUGGCCAAUGAAGGAUUUAAAACAGCAUGCAUUACAAAGCUUUUUCCAACACGUUCACACACAGUUGCUGCACAGGGAGGUAUCAAUGCAGCCCUUGGGCACAUGGAGGAGGAUCACUGGCAUUAUCACUUUUAUGACACUGUGAAGGGUUCUGAUUGGUUAGGAGACCAAGACGCCAUUCACUACAUGUGUGAGGAAGCCCCCAAAGCUGUCAUUGAGCUGGAAAAUUAUGGAAUGCCAUUCAGUAGACUGGAAAAUGGUAAAAUUUAUCAACGUGCAUUUGGGGGUCAGAGCAUCAACUAUGGAAAAGGUGGACAAGCUCAUCGCUGCUGCUGUGUGGCUGACAGAACCGGUCACUCUCUACUUCACACACUCUAUGGGAGAUCCCUGAAAUAUGACACAUCAUACUUUAUUGAAUAUUUCGCCCUUGAUCUGAUAAUGGAAGAAGGGGAAUGUAGAGGAGUUAUUGCCCUUAGCUUAGAGGAUGGCACCAUCCAUCGAUUCCGAUCAAAGAACACAGUUCUUGCUACAGGAGGAUACGGACGGGCUUAUUUCUCCUGCACUUCAGCACAUACCUGCACUGGUGAUGGUACUGCUAUGGUGGCCAGGGCUGGACUCCCUAAUGAAGAUAUGGAGUUUAUACAGUUUCACCCUACAGGUAUAUAUGGCGCUGGAUGUCUAAUCACUGAGGGAUCCCGUGGAGAGGGGGGCUAUCUCAUUAACUCUAAGGGUGAGCGCUACAUGGAGCGAUAUGCCCCCUCUGCCAAAGAUCUAGCCUCCAGAGAUGUUGUGUCUCGAGCUAGUACCAUUGAAAUCAGAGAAGGAAGAGGUGUAGGCCCAGAGAAAGACCAUGUAUUCCUUCAGCUGUCCCACCUUCCUGCUGAGGUGUUAAAGACACGCCUGCCUGGAAUCUCAGAGACUGCCAUGAUCUUUGCUGGUGUGGAUGUGACGAGGGAUCCUAUCCCUGUUCUCCCUACAGUACACUACAACAUGGGAGGCACACCCACUAACUAUAAGGGACAGGUGAUUGAAUACGUAAAUGGCAAGGACCGUGUUGUACCAGGACUGUAUUCCUGUGGAGAGGCUGCGUGUGCCUCUGUACAUGGUGCUAACAGACUGGGAGCUAAUUCUUUGCUGGAUCUGGUAGUCUUUGGCAGGGCCUGUGCUAACACCAUUGCUGCAGAAAACAAACCUGGAGAUACUAUUGGCAAAAUCAGUCAGAAUGCUGGAGAAGAAUCUGUAGCUAACAUUGAUAAGCUGCGACACGCUAAUGGAAGCCAGACAACAGCUGACUUGAGACUCAAAAUGCAAAAGGCUAUGCAGAACCAUGCUGCAGUGUUCCGAGAAGGACCAUCUUUAAAGGAGGGAGUGGAGAAAAUGUACACCAUAAACAAAGAAAUGGACGAUGUUAAGCUUUCUGACAGAGGAAUGAUCUGGAACACAGAUCUAGUAGAAACACUGGAGUUACAGAACCUGAUGAUAAAUGCUCUGCAGACUAUAGUCUCAGCAGAGGCCAGGAAGGAAAGUAGGGGAGCUCACUCCAGAGAAGACUUCAAGGACAGAAUAGAUGAAUUUGACUACAGUAAACCCCUGGAGGGACAGAAAGAGAAACCUAUGAGUGAACACUGGAGAAAACACACUUUGUCCUACACAGAUAAAACUGGAAAGACUACCCUCGACUACAGACCUGUUAUAGAUACCACACUAAAUAAAGAAUGUGAAGCUGUCCCUCCCGCCAUCAGAUCAUACUAAGUAGUUGAAGUGGAUACUAUGUAUUUCAUCAGCUCUAACAUAAUAUCAGUUUUGGAAAGAGUCUUCAGAAGAAGGAAGUGUGUUCAGUGCAAAAGACAUAAGAAAAGGAAGGAAAAUACAUAUAUUAGUGAAUCUACUAAGUUUGAGGGUGAAAUACCCCUAAAAACAACUUUCCUGUAAGAAGACAUGCCUCAGUUUGUAGACAUCAUGCAUCGUAUCUACAGUUUUGCCAUGGUCUUUAAUGCUUGUAUUAACUUAUUGAAUUAUGCUUCGUUAAUUAUUAUAUAUGUCAGGAAGAUUUUUGUUUUAUACAUUUUGUUGUCAAAUAUAAAAUGUACAUUUUUUAA